AGGUAUUUGGCCGACUAUGUCACCCCCUAGGGGCCCAGUUAGGCGCCGACCCUAGGCUAGGGUUAGCCCUGCUCGCCGCACGAUUUUGCCACUGUGCAAAGUAGGCGCCGACUAAGCGCCCCGCUCCAUAGUAUGCCCAAAGAUCCCACGGCAAGACCGAGGAGGUCCACCGCAGGCCCAACCGGCGAGCUUGCGGACCAUUCGUACCUCCAUGAGCCGACUUGGAAGACGGACACCCCGAGAAUGCGCCUGAUUUGGAAGGCGUUGGCGAAGAGCAAGUACCGCUUGGACGACAGUGAUUUGAAGGGAUAUGUGCAUGAUCGUGACUUCGACGAUAGCGACAAAAUGAUAGUCCAGUACAGGGAGCGCAUCGUGCAACACGUCGCGUGGGAGCUGUACGAUGGCCCAACAGGGUUCUGGAGAAAACUCAAGACUGAGUUGGAUGAACAUGUGGCCGAGUACGGCAACAAGGAAGGGUUCCGCUACCCUCACGACUACCGCCCUGGUGGACGGUACGACCUCGACGGAGACCCUCCCCCCUACCAGCCACGGCGUGCGCCCGUGCCCGACCGUGCGGAGUCCCCUGCCCCCCUAAGACCCGAUCCCUAUGUCGGAGACUCGAUGGUUCUGGCUGGUGCCAAGCAGCUGCUCCCGGGGUGGCUUUGGACUGCGUGCAACAAACAGCUCGACGCUGAGCACGGGCCCCCGACGCAACCCGGCGCGAACCUACAAGUCCGCGAGGAGCUCAUGGGCGCGUUCAUGCAACCGUCGUAUGGAAAUUAUCCUGCGCGCCCAGACGACGAUAUCCGGUGGUCACUCGUCAACUUCGGCCUCGAUAAGGUUUUGAGUGUAGCUCCAUGUGCGCCGCAGAAGGGCUCGGAGGGAUGGGGGCUCCCCGUGCCGGAUCUGGAGUUUGUGCAAGUACCAGGCACACGGGAUGGGUACUAUGAAUGGAACGACGAAUAUCUGGAGAAGGUCUUCGAACAGAUACACGACCUUGCCUCCAGAUACGGGCUCGGAGAGUGUGACGGCGGCUGGCAGGUCGUCCGCUGGAAGGUGUACGACGAGUACGUCGAGUGCCUCCGGCGGGGCCCGCGGUACGACCCGGUCACGAAUCAGUGGGUUGACGAUGCGAAGUUCUGGCUCGACGAGCAUCAGUAUGAAGUGGGGACGGCGGAGCUGCGCGCGACUCUUCGCGAUCGGUGCGCGGCGGGGCUGCGCUUCAACGCCCUCUUACCCGUACACCCUCCCAUCGUCGCGGCUUAGUUCCGGGGAGGCUCUAUUAUGCUAUAGUCUCUCGGCUGCUACCGUUAUGUGGGCUCUCUAGUGUACGCGAGUGCCCAUCGUUUCAUAGUCCGGUCCGACUCGG
Trametes versicolor FP-101664 SS1 is the source of this 1369-nucleotide messenger RNA. RefSeq lists its product as uncharacterized. The transcript has 5 exons. Bases 133 to 1266 code for a protein of 377 amino acids. Lineage: Eukaryota; Fungi; Basidiomycota; Agaricomycetes; Polyporales; Polyporaceae. The record is from RefSeq and is a predicted model, not a curated record.